UAUAGGGAUAGGGCCUUCAAAGGAGUGGCUGACCUCAUCAAGCUCCUCCCCACUGGUACUGUCUUCCUCUUCCAAUUCCUCAAUCCUCUAUUAACCAACACCGGCCAUUGCGGCACGGUCAACAAGUACUUGAGCGGCGUCCUCCUCGCCGUCUGUGGCUUCUCUUGUUGCUUCUCCUCCUUCACUGAUAGCUACAUUGGUAGCGAUGGCAAGGUCUACUAUGGGUUGGCGACGAAGGAUGGGCUGUGGUCUUUCUCCGACCCGAACGCUGGCUCGAAGGACCUCUCCAAGUACAAGCUAAGGUUUGGAGAUUUUGUUCAUGCAUUCCUCUCUCUGGUUGUGUUUUCAGUGAUUGCACUCUUGGAUGACAACACAGUGUCAUGCUUUUAUCCGUCUUUCGAGUUGGAGGAGAAGACGCUGCUCAUGGUCUUGCCCACCGUGGUAGGCGGCCUAGCUAGUUCUGUGUUCAUGAUUUUCCCCAACAAUCGACAUGGAAUAGGGUAUGCUCCAACAGGGAUCACAGACGAUUCUGACUGAAUUCUGGAAACCAACUCAUGCUUCAGGGUACGUGAUGGUUCAUGUCAAAGAGUGUGUAUUGUUUGUUUGAAAGAAGAGGAAGGCAUGGUUCCAUUUUCCUCUCAUAUGCACUAAUCCAAUCAGUAAAUCAAAGAUUAUGAUUUACUAAGUUCGUUUGAUAAAGUACCAUGUUUGCAGUGCUUGUUCCAUUUUCUUUCAUGUAUUGACGUGCACAGUACUUGUAUUUAUCUGCAAUGUUUGAUC
Phoenix dactylifera (date palm) is the source of this 780-nucleotide messenger RNA. RefSeq names its product transmembrane protein, putative (DUF679 domain membrane protein 2) (gene DMP2). Gene Ontology annotation, biological process: endomembrane system organization. NCBI's taxonomy places the organism in Eukaryota, Viridiplantae, Streptophyta, Magnoliopsida, Arecales, Arecaceae. The record is from RefSeq and is a predicted model, not a curated record.